Molecule: messenger RNA, 738 nt
Organism: Polyodon spathula (Mississippi paddlefish)
Lineage: Eukaryota; Metazoa; Chordata; Actinopteri; Acipenseriformes; Polyodontidae
Gene: msrb2
Product: methionine sulfoxide reductase B2
Exons: 5
Coding region: 170-724 (184 amino acids)
Biological process (GO): protein repair; response to oxidative stress
Cellular component (GO): cytoplasm
Molecular function (GO): peptide-methionine (R)-S-oxide reductase activity
Source: RefSeq, a predicted model, not a curated record
GUGUGCUCACCGAACCAACACAGUUGCCUGCUUCAGUCCACACAGUUCAGUCUCAUCGGGGGUGAGACACUGAAACUAUUCCAGUGACACAAUAAUUAGCAGCCCUUUGCUGCUCUAGAACACGAAUAUUUUGCAGGUAGCCUAAAGGAACCGUCAUAUCAAGGAAGACAUGGCUCGUUUUCUUUCUCGAUUUUCUUCUCUUCUCAACAAAGCAAUUGCACCUAGAAGAACGUUACCUGCUGUAAAGAACAGUUUUAAAAGGAUUAGACCGUUUUACACGAACUCCGGUCUGGGAUCACUUACGCGCUAUGAUGAGACAGCUGUCGCGAUUGAUUGGAAAAAGAAACUAACACCAGAGCAGUACUAUGUGACCAGAGAAAAGGGGACAGAGCUGCCUUUCAGCGGCAUCUACCUGAACAACACUGAAGCAGGACAUUACCACUGUGUGUGCUGUGAGGCACCUCUCUUCAGUUCAGAAACAAAGUACAACACUGGUACAGGAUGGCCUUCAUUUUACGAAGCCCAGGGCACGUGUGACGGAGAUGAAAGCAAUACCAACAUCCUCCGCCGGCCUGACAACUCCCUGGGCUCUGCUGGAACCGAGGUCCUUUGCCGACAGUGUGACGCCCACCUUGGCCAUGUCUUUGAUGAUGGACCAGAGCCUACAGGACAGAGAUUCUGCAUCAACAGUGUUGCGUUAACCUUCAAACCCACUUCAAAAUAAUUAUAAACUGAAAA